UCUGAGACGUCCUGUCCUCUCACAGUUACUGGACGUUGUUUACCGCAUCUCGAAAGCUAUAAGAGCCGCGAUUGGAUGUGCCGAUGUGCAUCCAUGGAAUGUGCAUCAGAAGAACUUGCACACAAGUGAUGUCCCGGCUGUGUACUCAGUCUUCUUGGAACACCUGUCCAACUACUCUCGAGACGCUGCGCAGCUGCUUUCGCUCGGUGUGACGCGUGUGUCACAACUUUUCGUACCCCUCGCAUUCGAACACAUGGAUACCCGCCCGAAUGAUCAGCAACUGCAUGGAUGGAUUAAGGACGUGGAACGUGUGAGAGACAUGCUUCACACGAAAUUAAGGGGUUUGGUUCAUGAUUUGAAAUCUGUCAGCGAGAUGAUGGUGAACUACAAGAUGGAACAAGACGAGAACAAUCCAGGAAACUAUCUAAUAAGGCGGCCGCUGUUGAAUCAUCAGCUACUCGCCUAUCACGAGCGGUACCUCUCCUUUCAUGACGAGCUUAGUACACUAUGCGAGCAGCAACAUCCGAAGUCAUCACAAAUGUUCGCUCUCGCCGACGCACUGUACUCCUUCUGUCGUAACAAUUGGAUCGAAACAGCUCGGAUAUUUAACGAAGGCAAUUCAUCCCAUAUCUACACUGUAGAUGAGGAGUGGGAGCUGGAGGACAGAAGCUACGCUACGCUCUCCGUUGACACCGACUGCAUGCAGCUGUUGGCUAACGCCCUGGACCACCCCACGUGUCCGCUGGAAGACCUGUCACCGGAAACCAUUACUCAGCGCGAUCAGUGCCGCGUGCAGCUCUGGAACGACGUGGUGGAGAGAUCUCCCCACAUACCCGUCACCAGCUACCUGGCGUACACACAGAGGACGAACGUCAACCUCUGUCUCUUGGCCUGGAUGACUGUCAACUCGUUCAGCAUUUGUCAGGACGUCCCCUUUAGCAUGAUACAGUCCGUACGUGAUGCUCGGUGCUUUUUCAGUAGUCCUGCCAACGAGUCCUGUCCGGAAGUGAACGUCACAGGCGCCAUCUGCUCUUUCUCCAGAGCUGUUCUGUUACUAAAAUGUCGCGACUUUUCCCUCAAUAAGCAUUCCGAGCUGUGUAGUGUCAGCUUGUACCCAGACGGAUCCUACUCAAACAAGAGCAAUGUACCAUGGAUCAAACUCCUCAAAGGGCAUAUAGAGCCCACGCAAAGAACACUAAACUACAAAGCCAGUUUAAACAGUGCUACCUUGAAAUACAAGGAUUUCAGAAUCGACAGCUUAAAAGCUUUAGAAAUGUCAUUUAUAGGUAUAAAUAUUCUUUUCCGUUUUUUGACUGCCGGAAUAUACAUGUACCUUCCCCAGUUACGCAAUCUGCCCGGAAAGAUAUUCUUGUCCUUUCAGCUCACGGGUAUAAUCCAGAUCUUGUGUUCUGAGGUCAUGUAUCGUAUGACGGGUGUCCCCAAGUUACCGACAGCGGUGCAGAUUGAUAGCUCCCUUACGCUUCUCAGCUGUAUCUGGCUGAACUCGUUCUGCUACCAAAUGUACGCGUGCAUUCGACAUCUCAGGCUUCCUAACGAUCUGCUGCCUGCUGAAGCGAGUGAGGUAUUCCGUCGUCAGGUGGUGUGUGCACUUAUACCCUGGGGCAUAGCAUCUGCAGCAAGUAUUUCUUUGGAAAAUACGAGCAAAUAUUACUUGAUUCACAGUCGGAUAAUAUUCCUCGCGGCGAUUUCAUUCUCGGUAGCUCUCAAUUUGGUUCUCCUUGGAUUGGUGGGAUAUAUGUACCUACGUAAUCGAAACUUCAUGCGGCGACUUAAAAUUUCUAGUAAUCACAGAUUUGGUUCAAAGAAACAACUUGUUUUUCUGUCAGUUAAGACAGUUUUCUUAAGUGGCGUUGGUAUAAUUGUUAGAACUGGAUUCCACCAAGCGCAAGGCAUUGCACAGUUCGUAUACUAUGUUCACAUAGCUACGAUGGCGCAGGGACCGCUGCUGUUCGUUUUUUUCAUUUGUAACGAAUCGACACUUCCUCUGUUCAAGGCGACCUUACUAGCAUGGUGGAAACCAGAUAUUGUCAGAUCCAGGCGAGAGCUGUGUUCAGCGGCUGAGAGAAAUUUGGCAAAGAGAGCCGAUAUUCAGCAUUCAUCUGCAGAAUCCUCGAUGUAAUUUCCUUGAGCGUUUUUCUCAAAGGACUGUUUUCAAUGUAGACUGGAUUGAGGCGUGUGGUCAGUUAUAAAGAUAGAAUCUAGCUGAUGAGAAAAAAUUAACUGCGACUUACAUCAUAAAACCCGUACCCCAGUUCCCUAAUCUAUUCUUUAUUUACAACCAAGCGCUUAUUUGUAAAUAGUAGCGCGUCUACGUAUACUAAUGGACAUUAAUAAUUCAUUAUUGGUGCACAAUGGAGUUGGAACUGAAGGUAAACUUUUAAAGGACUGUGUUACACGCUAUUGGAGUAGAGGCGUUUGUGAGACAGGAUAGUGUCUUACUGUGCGAAAAGUGUGUAAAAGCACUGUAGGAGACGUUGAAAGUUAAUGUGUGUCGCAUGUGCUAGUAUUAAGCAAGGAAGAACGUUAUUUUAAAGGGCACUAUCACUAACAGUUUUGUGGAAGGAAAAAGAUGUAUCAGAAGUUAAAUUAAAAGGGGGCAUGUUACUCCAGAUGUUAAAC
Messenger RNA from Schistocerca americana (American grasshopper), 2640 nucleotides. RefSeq lists its product as uncharacterized. The transcript has 5 exons. Bases 254 to 2140 code for a protein of 628 amino acids. NCBI's taxonomy places the organism in Eukaryota, Metazoa, Arthropoda, Insecta, Orthoptera, Acrididae. The record is from RefSeq and is a predicted model, not a curated record.